UUAGUGUGGGAAAUGUAUUUUUCUGUUUAUCCAAAGAGCUAUUAUAAAAAUAAAUAGAUCGGCAAUUUGAAAGGCAUUUAGAGCAAAUCAUGCCAACAUCACGUGGGAACUGAAUGAGAUCUCGUUUUACUGGUUUAGAAAGCAGAAGGAUAAAAAAUUGUCAAAAAUUUUGUGUGGUGAAAAACAUUUGUUGAUAGGCAGUGGCUAGAGAACCGGAAUUGGUUCCCUAGACUGCGAACUUAUUCGUCCGGAACCAGUUCUCUAAGCAAAAUACCGUGCAUAGGCUAGGGAACCGGAAUUUUAUUUCUAUGCAUAAUGCUGCCGAAAUCCACUUUGUUUCUUGGUAGCCAAAACGUAUGGAAUCUCCAGAAUACAUGGACACACCGGAGUAUGACAGAAAUCCUUCCCCGCCACCGGAAAUUGCGGAACAUCCAGAGCUUUUACGUGCUGAGAGUAUUGGUAACACAGCCUUCAGCAAACACUGGCUAUUCACAACCUUGAUCAAGUUGAUAGAGGAAGUGGACAGAGAAAAUGAAGAGGAAAGUAAUCUGGCUGUGGAUGUUGAUGAAGAACUGCAGAAUGAGUUGUGUAAACUAUGGGAUAUGUCCAUGAAUUCUGAUGUUGCUAAAUUUCUGAACGAGUUCAAAGCAGUAGACAUCUUGACUGGCAUAAUAGAGAAGUCAAAGGCUCCAAGAGUUAUUGAGAUCUCAGUUGGAAUUCUGGGUAACAUGGCCUGUGAACAGGCAAUAUGUAAGGAGAUGUCAGAAAACCAUAAAUUUAUAAAUUUGGUCAUACUUCUCAUGGAGACUAGGGAUGCCCCUACACUAGUGGAAACUGCAAGAUUGAUCUAUACUUCAUUGUCAAACACUGGAACCAGAGGUCCUUGGAUCAGUGCAAUACAAAGAUCUGAGGAAGUACUGGACCACCUAAAGUUUAUAUUUUCAAGUUCCACAAAUUGUGAUCUGUUAAAAAACACAGCAGAACUUGUUGAUACCUUACUUGACCUUGAGCCUGACCUUUGUGUUUCCUGGGCAACCAUUGACUUCAUACAUUCUCUCAUAGAAGCCACAGAGCAGAUAGGGAGUAACCACAGUGAGGCCCUAGAAGUGUACCUCCAUAUAUUUCAGAGUUUUUCCACAACAGAACCUGGGGUAGAGGCUCUGGUGGGACACACUGACAGGUUGGAAAUGAAGAUUAUAAAGUAUUUGAACAUUGUUUGUGAAUAUGAGAUUGUUGGUCUAGAUGGAAAAGAAGCACCCCUGUCGUCAGCACUUUCUGUGUUAAAUAUACUGUUUACAUCACAACCUGUGGAGAAGCUGGGACAUCUGUACAAAGAUGAAAAAAUAAUGCGGAUCUUGCUCAAGAUUUUGGAGCCAUUAUAUCCUAUGCUUCAAAGGUAUAUGAAGGCAGAGCAAACAAAUUCAAAUGAACCAGUCAAUGAAAAGGAAGAUAGUCAUGUGACUAGCAGUGACCAAUCAGAUGCAGGAAAAGAAACUGAUUCUAGUAAUAAUGCUGAUAAUAUAAAAGAUACUGAAGAAAAGGACAAAAAUGGUACCAGAGGAACAGAAUCUGAAGAAUAUAAAGAGCUUAAAGUUCUAUAUGAAAUAUUGUCAGCUUUUUUACUGGACUACUGUAAUAUUGCUUUCAUGGAUAAACCUAAUAUAAAACCUGAGGACUUGCCAGAAGAUAGUGACCCAUCAGCAGAUUCAACACCAGUUGACAUCCAAAAUGAUAAUAAUUCACAAGCUGCAGCUCACAGCUCUCAGGACUCCUCAAAAGAGGGUAACUCUAACAUUACUGAGGAUAGCCAAGAAAAAGAAAGUGACUCAGAAACGCAAGAAUUAAAAAAUUCUAACAAGAAUGAAAAUUCAGAUACUGAAACUAGUGAGGAAAAGAAGCCUUGCAUUGACAAUGUUCCUAUUCUUACAUAUCUUGAUGAAGUGUGUAGUCGCUGGCGAAUAAAUAACUUUGGAUUGUGUUUGAAAGAAUCAGACGCUGGUUGUAGAUUGUACGACAGACUGUAUGGACUGGCUGAGAAAAAUAAGAAUGACAGACUGUGUCGGAUAUUAACAGACAUUUCAGAGGGUAGGGUCGUGAAUCGGGCUGAUUCUGGCAAGGAACGGGGAGAUGAAAAUGUCUCCUAGCUACGCAUUUGUAUAUGUUAAAUAUCAUUUGUCAUAGUAAAAUUAGUUUCUUACUAUAUUUUUGUUAUAAAAAUUGUAGAUCAUUGUUUUUGAUGACUAGAAUAUUAUGAAAUAAUAAAGAGUGAUUUAAGUGUAAA
Mercenaria mercenaria is the source of this 2281-nucleotide messenger RNA. Its product is annotated as protein saal1-like. The transcript is spliced from 12 exons. Lineage: Eukaryota; Metazoa; Mollusca; Bivalvia; Venerida; Veneridae. The record is from RefSeq and is a predicted model, not a curated record. The coding region runs from base 357 to 2144 and encodes 595 amino acids.